Molecule: messenger RNA, 1599 nt
Organism: Chionomys nivalis (European snow vole)
Lineage: Eukaryota; Metazoa; Chordata; Mammalia; Rodentia; Cricetidae
Gene: Psrc1
Product: proline and serine rich coiled-coil 1
Exons: 8
Coding region: 104-1075 (323 amino acids)
Biological process (GO): mitotic metaphase chromosome alignment
Cellular component (GO): spindle microtubule; spindle pole; microtubule cytoskeleton
Molecular function (GO): microtubule binding
Source: RefSeq, a predicted model, not a curated record
AGAAGCUCCGCCCCUCGGGAGCCUAUUCCCGGGAACUGGGAGGUUGUGGAAGAAAAGCAUCCUGCGUGGACGGUCUAAACUGAUUCGCUUCUGCUGCCUGGGCAUGGAAGAGUUGAAAGAAGAUGUCAAGUUCAUUGUGGAUGAGACCUUGGACUUUGGAGGGCUGUCCCCAUCUGACAGUCAUGAGGAGGAAGACCUAACAGUGUUGAUGAGUCCAGAGAAACCACUCCGACGGGGCCUCUCUCACCGGAGUAACCCAAACACAGGAGCUCCCGCUCUCCAGGGUGUGAGGUUCAGUCUGGGCCCGCUCAGCCCAGAGAAGCUGGAGGAGAUCCUUGAUGAAGCCAACCGCCUGGCAGCCCAGCUGGAGGAGUGUGCCCUGCAAGAUAGGGAGGGUGCAGGUGCUGGCCCUGGGAAGCCCAGCUCCAGAGGGAAGCCCAGCCCUCGGCGGGAGACGUUUGUCCUGAAGGACAGCCCUGUCCGGGAUCUGCUGCCCACUGUGAGCUCUUGGAGCACACCGUCCCCAAGCAGCCUAGCCGGACUCCGAAGCAGUGAUAAGAAGGGGUCAACCAGGGCUGCUCGGGUGGCAGCUGGAAAGAAGCUUCCUGUCACAAAAAAGGAAUCGCCCACUUGCAAUCUGUUCCCUGCAUCCAGAAGCCCAGCGCUCUCUCCUCUUGCACAAUCAACUCUUCCUCUCCGGCGGAAAACUGGGCCCAAUGCACGGACAACAGCAAGCCCCCCAGUCCCGGUCAGACCAGUCCUAGCUCCACAGCCCUCAACCGGCAACUCUCAGUGUUCAACCCGACUACAGGGAGCAGCUGCUAAGUCUUCCGGUCGCUUACCGGUUCCCUCAGCCAUCCCCAGGCCUGCCACACGAAUGCCACUCACUGGCCGGAGUGUACCACCUAGCAAAAGUGCCCCAACUCCAGAGUCUCUCUCAACUCGGAAAGGGCUUCCAAGUGCCAUGGGGCACAGAGCUCCUGUUCCCCAGAGAGCGAAUCUUCCAACUACCAGAGCCCCCCGAGGCAGGACGCAGCCCCUCAGGAAAGCUGCAGUCCCCGGACCUACUAGGUAAAAAGACUGGACAGCAAGCACAUGUUCAGUAAGGAACCACUACACUACCAUCCUAGCCACUGAAGCCUGCCCCUCCCCUCCCCCAGCAGUCCCUGACUCCAGGAGGUUCUUGUCCAGAGACAGGAGGAAGAAGUGCCUCCAAGGGUUGAUCUCCGAAGUAAAGCCCAUGGAGUGUGGGGUGGGUUGAGCUUGAGGAGACUAAACCCCCUCCCACCCUGGCUGAAAGAAGAGAGGAGAAGUCACUUGCUGGUGGAGAAAUUCACAAACCAAAUGAGAAACGCGGGCAGAGUGACCUGCCUCCUCCCAUCCCCACUGGCGGUCAGCCUAGAGAGCUCGACCUUCUUCCCAGACUGUGGCUCACUGGCCACGUACGUGAGCGGCCUCCAUGGUCUCUAGGAGAGGUCUUUCUGAACCGUUUUCCCCCGCUGGAUUCUGGCCUGUCUGGAGAGGCCAGGCAGGCACUAGCACGCAAGGCUUAUUUGCUUGCUGUGAAUAAUUCUGUGACUCCUCACAGGUCAAUCAACG